Messenger RNA from Seminavis robusta, 780 nucleotides. Lineage: Eukaryota; Bacillariophyta; Bacillariophyceae; Naviculales; Naviculaceae. The record is from the annotation of a GenBank genome assembly.
AUGUUCAUUCGUGAUAAGGGCAUGUCCAAGCAACGAAAGAGGAACCGGAACCGAUCAUUAUUCUUCUGUAUAGGACACUCCAACGCAUGGACGACCCCAAUACACAAGGUAAUCAACGACCUCAAGAAGAGCCAUGGCCUCGAAUGGAUCAGAACGUCUAUGUCCUACCAUCGUUUCACCAACCUGCGAGAGAUGUUCAUGGGCGACCUAUCAAGGAAACUCACCAAUGACGUCAUCUCCACCGAGUUCCAAAAUGAAACCUGCAACUGCAAGCCAGGAAAUAAGAAAGACGGCCAAUGCCGAUUUGACGACCGCUGUAGAAACAAACUGGUCAUAUACUGCAUCAAAUGCAUAAACUCAGGCAAGGAAUACGUUGGGGCAACCCAACGAAACGUCAAAGAACGAACAUACCAACACUUCACCGACGUCAUGCGUCUCCUCUACGGAAAACGCAAGUCAGAUUCAUACGCAAGACACUUCGCCAACGAAUUCCAAAACUUCGCACAUCCUUCACCAUUCCGACUUAACGGCGACAUUCAAAGGAACAGCAUCGAAAUUAGCAUCAUAUGGCAAGGCAACCCCAUCAGCACUGUCAAGACCUUCGGGACACGACACUGCAGCCUAUGCAACAGGGAGCGACUCGAGAUACUGAAACGAUCCAGAGAAUCGCCAGAAAAGCUGAUCAACUCCUGCAACGAAAUAUACGGAGCAUGCCGACAUAAACCUCGAUUUCAUAAGUACCACAAUAGCCCAAGCACUGAUGAUUCCCAAGGGGGAUGA